Molecule: messenger RNA, 4478 nt
Organism: Parasteatoda tepidariorum (common house spider)
Lineage: Eukaryota; Metazoa; Arthropoda; Arachnida; Araneae; Theridiidae
Source: RefSeq, a predicted model, not a curated record
AUGGGUGUAAAAUUACCUCUACAUAUUGUUUUACGACUCUACGGAUCUAACGGAAGUUUCAUUCAAGUUUUCAAGGAUCAAAAUAAGCCUACAUCACAAGGUUGGAAUACACUAGUAGAAUUAGUUGUGCAUCAGCCCUAUGCUGUAGAUGUCUAUGAUGAAUUUGUGAUUCUUGGAAAUACUGCUGUGUUAAAGUGUCACUUACCUGGCCUCGUACAAGACUAUGUGACCGUUACCUCGUGGAUCCGUGAUGAAUCAUUUGUAAUAAGACCAACAGCCUUAGCAGGUGAUAGAUUUAGUAUAUUUUUGACUGGCGAGCUUCAUAUAAGAAGAGCAGAUCACUCUGAUGGUCAUCAGAAAUAUCGAUGUGAAACCAGACAUCGUUUAACAGGUGAAACUGUUCGAAGUGCAACAUCGGGAAGAUUACUCAUAACAGAGACCUUUAGAGACGUAGCACCACGAAUAACGGACAGCAAACGUCUAUUAAAGGUUCCGGAGGGAGAAACUUUAGAGGUCCCCUGUGCAUCGCAGGGGUUUCCUAUUCCCACUUACGAAUGGUUCAAGAAAAAGAACAGAGAUAGAAUGUUACCUUUACAGAUAGGAACAAGGUUUUUACAGCUUGAUGGAACACUUCUGCUUCGAGAAGCUAAAAUAGAAGAUUCAGGACAUUACUUAUGCAAAGUACAUAACUCUGCGGGAUCGGACUCAGCUGAAACUGAGAUUUUAGUCACAGACUAUCCACCAACUUUGUUAGAAAGCUUCAAUGAUCAGACUCUGGAGCCUGGACCAUCUGUGACACUAAAGUGCGUGGCUCAAGGAAAUCCACUUCCACAAAUCACUUGGACCUUGGACUCAAAUAUUAUACCAGAAAAUCCACGCUUUCGCCUGGGUGACUAUGUAAGAACUGGUGGGGGAUCCACAGAAGUGGUCAGUUAUGUCAACAUCACGUCCGUCAGGCCCGAAGAUGGUGGACUUUACAAAUGUGUGGCCACAAAUGACGUCGGAGAAGCAAGCCAUUCAGAUCGGUUGAAUGUCUUCGGUCCGCCAUUUGUCAGAACUAUGGCUAAUAUGUCUGUAGUAGCGGGAGAAACAUUACGGUUACAGUGUCCCGUUGGCGGGCAUCCGAUUGAAAAUAUUAAAUGGGAGAAAGACGGUGUGAGAUUACCAAACAACCACAGGCAAAAAAUAUUUCCCAAUGGGACAUUAAUCGUUCGAAACCUGGAAAGAAAUUCCGACUCUGGAUCAUACAAGUGCAUUGCUUCAAACGCAGAUGGAAUAAGCGCUGAAAAUUCUCUAUUUAUUAAAAUCAUUGUUAAGCCUUUCAUCGAGCCUUUUACUUUUCCGAAAUCAUUGCAACAGGGCCAACGAUUCAGUGUUUUAUGCACCAUAACUGAAGGUGAUCAGCCAAUUAGAAUUCAAUGGAUAAAAGAUGGUCAACAGUCUUUCCAACCUUCUACCACCAGUGAUGAUGUCAGAUCCGUCGCUGUUUCACCCUUUUCCUCAUCCUUGGUUUUCGAAUCUUUAGCUCCAGAACAUCGGGGAAACUACACAUGUGUCGCUUCUAAUGGUGCUGGAACUGCAAGCCAUACUGCGCCAAUGGUAAUUCAUGUUCCACCAAGAUGGAGAAUCGAACCUGGUGAUACAAGUGUCACCAAAACUCGAUCUGCAGUUGUAGAUUGCCAAGCCGAUGGAUUUCCAAUUCCGAGAAUUCGAUGGACAAAAGCAGAAGGAGAUGUUGCAUCAGAAUUUCGACCAAUCAGCAGUAGUUCUAGAUUGCAUGUAUUCGAAAAUGGCUCCCUUGUUAUUCACAGCGUUGAGGAGGGAGAUGACGGACACUAUCUCUGUCAAGCUACAAAUGGCAUUGGUCAAGGACUUAGCAAAGUCAUUCAUCUUUCCGUUCACGUGGCUGCUCAUUUUAAAAGCAAAUUCCGAGCAGAAAGCGUUCGUAAAGGAGAAGACGCUAAAUUGAUUUGUGAAGCAAUAGGUGAUCGUCCGCUCCAAAUUACAUGGUUAAAAGACAAGCAAUCUUUUGAACCACGGACGGAUCUAAGAUAUGAAUUAACAGAUACAGUUCUUGGAGGAGGAACAACAUCUCAGCUAACGAUUCGAAGAGCAGAUAGACGGGAUUCAGCACUGUAUACAUGUAUAGCUUCCAACGCCUUCGGACAAGAUGAUACAAAUAUACAGCUAAUAAUGCAAGAGCCACCUGAUGCACCACAAGAUGUCAAAGUUCUAGAAUUCGGUAGCAGAUCUGCUAAAAUAGGAUGGGCUGCGCCUUACAGCGGAAACAGUCAAAUAUCUCAAUACAUCUUACAUUAUAAGGAAGAAGGAGAUAGAUGGCAGCAGAAGUCAUGGAAUAUUUCGAUUUCAGGAACAGAGCAUAGUGUCGUCGUUAGAGGUCUUCUUCCCAUAACUUUCUAUCACUUCCGACUGUAUGCAGAGAACGCUCUGGGAAGAAGUGAACCCAGCAAUGUUGUUCAUCUUCGAACUGACCAAGAAGCUCCCGGAGGACCACCUCAAAAACUGAAAGCAAGAGCAGUUGGAGCUCAUAUUGUUAAAGUAUCGUGGAAACCUCCAAGAAAAGAUCUCCAAUUUGGAAUUAUUAAAGGUUAUUAUGUAGGAUACAAAGAAUCGACGUCUAAAGAAACGUUCAUAUACAAAACGCUGAAUGCAAAAGGUGGAGAAAAUUUCAUCGAGGAAACGCAACUCACAGAUCUUAAGAAAUUCACGGAAUACGCUGUGAUUGUACAAGCAUUCAAUGCAAAGGGUGCAGGACCGCCGUCUGACCAAGUCAUAGUGAAAACCUUGGAAAAUGAUCCUCCAAAAAGCCCUGCCAUGAAAGUAAUGUUCACAAAUCAUUCUUCUAUCGGAUUAUCUUGGGAACAAACUGAAAAAGAUAAUCCAGUCCAAGGUUACGUCCUGUAUUAUAAGUAUGAUAUGGGUGAAUGGCAAGAAAUUGAGAUGACUGCUACUGAGUCUGAAUAUGCUCUGUAUGAUUUGAGAUGCGGAUCUCGAUAUCAAUUUUAUAUUGCAGCCUUCAAUGCUGUUGGACGAGGAACUCCAACUGAUAUACUUCGGACGCAAACCGAUGGUAGAGCUCCCGUAGCUCCUGACAAACAGUCAAUGGUAAGCACAAAUCAAACUUCUGCCGCAGUUCAUUUGGAUGCGUGGCAUGAUGGCGGCUGUCCAUUAAAAUCUUUCGUGGUUCGAUACAGACAACAGCGUCAACAAAUAUGGAAUUUAGUGACAGAAGGUGCUCCCGAAGGCAGUGGACGUUCUUUGGAUAAGUUAAAGCGCCAAGUAAUAUUAGACGAUUUGAGCCCAGGAACUUGGUACAGACUUCAAGUAACAGCACACAAUGAAGCAGGAUCGACUGAUGCUGAAUAUACAUUCGUCACCAGCCCAUUAAGUGCUGAUUCACCUCCAAUAUACCCUAUAAGUGAUGACAGUGCCCAAGAACUUCCUUUAUACCUCGACAUUAAUAUACUUGUGCCUGCUGCAGUUUCUUUAGCUGUGGUUAUUGCUCUGAUAAUAUUAGUUUGUAUCAUUAUGUAUAAAAGAAACUCUCAAGAUACAAACCAAACAGGUAACAGCGAUACAUAUAGCAAUCGCAAAUGCCAAGUUCACGAAAACGUCCAAAUGACAGAAGUAGAAAAAAGUUCUCUAAAGAAAGCCCUGUCUGGCCCAGUAAAUCGUAGCGACUAUUAUCCAACACCAUACGCUACCACGCGCAUUUCCGCAGAAGAACAAAAAGAAGCAGCAGCCAGACAGGCAGCAAUGGAAGAACCAUUGUAUGCAACUGUAAAAAGAACCCCUCGUCCACCUAGAUCAGAUUUCCAUGUGUAUCAUUAUCCUGGCGAAAUGCCAGAAUUUUUCAUUCAAGCUAGUAAAGCAUCGUGCUUAGAUGAAGUCGGGGCCUCAUCAAGUAGCUUACUUUGGAAGGAAUCGAUAGAUACAAAACUCAAGGACGAUUAUCAAAGCGAUCAAAUGCUGCAAGAUUGCAGUCACUCAGGUGGACAGAGAAAAUCUUAUCGAUAUUCUCAGAGGUGAAAAAGUACUUCGCUUCUUAAAGAUCUUGAAAGUCACAAGGUAUAAAGCCAUGCUGCGGCUCAUCUGUAAUUAACAAAACUCACAUGAACUUUACUUUCCAACCAAGAGAAGAUGAAAUUGGAAUAUUUAAAUCUUCAAACGAAACAGAAUUUUCAAAAGAAUGUUCCGAACUGUUUCGAAAACAGGAGGAUAUUAUUUUCUCCGGUUUGUGAGAAAAAAAUCAUAAUUUGCAUAUUAUUUAAAAUUUCAGGUCAUGCAAUACGAAACAUUGCUGCAUGAAACAAUAUUUCACUUAAUUAGGCAAUUUCACUUAAUUGGUAUUAAUAUAUUUUUAUUAUAUUCAUAACAUAUUAUUUACCCAGGAAGUAAAUUGUAAGAAUAAAUUUGUUUUCUUUUAUUUAUAACCUAACGAGCGUAAGACCAAUAUU